GGGUCCGUGGCGAUCCCCCCAGGGGUCAACGGGGCUGUGGGCCUCAGAGGCCGCCCCGAGAAGACCCCGGGGCUGCUGGCGAUUUCCGGGCUGCGAGCAUUUUGAGGGAGUCCGCUCGGCUGUCCAGGAGCCCCGGGCUAUGGGCAUGAGCUGGGAGUGAGCUGUUUGAACGGGAGGAUGUACUUCCUGGUUUGUUGGGCGGCCCUCGGAAACCCCCAAGUCCGAUUAUUAAAAGUUUUUUUUACUCAGUAAAGCCGCCUCUCAGAGUUGAGAAAGGAAAAAAGCACAGGGUUUGGAGACUAAUGUCCUGAGACGAGUCUCAGGUCUGUCACUUGCUGGAGUUGUGAUCUUUUGUAACCCGUUUUCCGCAGCCUCGGUUUCUAGAUCUGAAAAAUGGGGCUACUAGUCUUUGGCCUGCCUGCCUUCCAGUGUUGUGGGCGUCAGCGGAUAAUAAUGUGAUACGUGGGAGAAAGCAUGUAUCAAAUAUAACUUUAUCCUCCUGUCUCCAGUCUAGGUCAGUUGAAUUUUAAAACCACGCUCAUGUCUUUGAAACUCGAUUAUAAACAUGACCAUGCUCUUUGUGAAAAGCAAAUGAUUUAAUAAAUAAGGGGAAGUGACUUUGGAAACGAAUACAAGCCGUGCAAACGUUAAGCCAUGUACCUCUUGAAGAGGUGACUUGAAGGCCCUGUCACCUGUAGAGUCCGUUUUAAACUUCAUCUGCAAAUGAAGGUCUCCCAGAGUUAGGACACUUCCCUACCCGCAACGCACUCGCCUGUCAACCCAUUUUGCUCAGUUAUAACCUUCCUUCACCACAAAAGUACAAGGAUCUCAGCACUUUCUGUUCAUCAGUUGUGCUAAACUGAUGAUGCCUGUCUCCAGCAGGUCUUGUAUUUUUUUUACCCCCUUUAAGAUACUUCUGGUGCUAAGUCUAGCUCUAAUUCUAACACAGUUCCACUGACCUUGUGUGCACAGUAGCUGAAAUACUGGGGUCAUCUUCAUCUGUCCUAGACUUCCCACUUAUAGAAGUGGAAAGAAAUGGAACUAGGCUAUUGGUAGCUUGAACCCUACUUCUAUGCCACCCAUCAGAAAAUGUGCUCUUAGCUAGUGGAGAAAACAUUUAGAGUUCCUUGUUGAUGAGCCCAGCAGGAUGGAUGAAGUCUGGGUGAGACUGCUGUUUAUCAGAAGGAAACUUUUGUACCAUUUGCCUUCAGAUAAAAUCUGUCUGCAUGUUCUAGAGUUUUAUUAUUCAAAAAAUAAAUGUCAUUUAUUUGAUUGAGGUGGUGCCAUGCAGCAAGCAGCAGAGAGAUGCAGAGUUCGAGCCAGAAGGCCUGACAUGGCACUUUAUAUACCGAAAGCUCGAAGGGGUAUAGUGCUGCUUAAGUCAGGUGAUGAAGAAAAAAGCUGUGGUCCACCUAACUCUGUGGUGAAAGAAGAACAAAAAGAAGAUGGUCUCUUCCAAAAGGAGAUCUUUAGAGGCAAAUCUGAGACUCAGACACUAAGCAUUAAUCCUGAUGAUAAGGAACACAACCAUAGGGAAGGAAAGAAGUUUUCAACAAAAUUAAGAAAAGACACAUGCCUUCAAGAAAGAAAGAAAGAUAGGGUUUGUGUUAGGAGGGGAACCACAGAAUCUAAAGAAGCAUUAUCCCAAGGACAUCAGCAAAGUGUCCCAAAUCCUGGGAUGCUACCUAGUGCACCUUUACAAAGACACGUUAAACCAAAGAAGGUGGAGUGUUUGGAGGUCGAAACCACAAAUGUGAUAGGACCUGGGAAGUUGCUUCUGUCUCAGUCUUGUUCAGAAGUGGGUGAGGCCCAGGUUCUAAACACACCAUUCCAAAAUAUGGAAUUCUGUGAUUUCAGUAGGCACAAAGUAAGUGGCAAAACGUUCAAAGGCAGAGAUUUGGAAAACAGAAUUGAAACUGAUGUCAAGGUGGUGGAGAUACUAUCCCAGUUUCCUGGAGUUUUUAAUUCUGUAUUGAAACCUGAGAGUAAGACUGUGGCAGUAAAACUAAGUUCUGAUUCUGAAACCGUACCAGAAAGUAUGCAAACAUCGUGUGGAAUGUUGACUCUCGGCAAUGGAGGCAUCACUGCCAUUUCUGUUCCUGGAAGUGCGGAUGGUGUCACUGAUCAAACUUGUGUAGACUUUGAAGCUGAGAAUGUUGGUGAUACAGCCAACAGUACAGAUAUCAUCUUGGCUCAGAGAGGUAUAGAUUCCAUUCCUGAGACUUUGGGUCACAUCUCUCAUAAAAUGGCCAUAGUCAGCAAAUUAGAGAGUAUAAAUGGCAUUUUUGAUCCAACACUGAUUAGAGAGUAUGAGAAGAAUGACAGUACUGCCGAUGACUUGUGUAUAAGGUAUGAACCUUCUGAUACAGCUCUCCUUGCUCAUGAAACAGAUCUAGAUAAUGGGCUGAAGAGUGUAGGUGACAUUACCCAGAAGGCAUGUAAGAUGGACAUUACAGAUGUCCUGUCUGAUCAGAUAACUGUGGGCAGCCCUUGUGUAGCUGCAGUUAGAACAGCUGGUGAGGCCUGUAGCAACACAAAUAGUUUCUCAAAAUAUUUAGAAAUGAGUGCAGAUACAGCCCCUCUUCAUGUAGCUGGGAGUGGGAAUGACAUAGAAAAUUUCAGCAGCCUGACUGCUUGCUCAGAUAUUUAUGCUGAGAGUAUUUCAUCUAGUUUCACAGAGUCAACAGGAAAGUUGAUAGAGAGCUUGUCAGAUUGUGCUUCCUCCUUACCUAUAAAGAAGAUUGCUGGUAGUAAUUGUAGCACUUUUUUGGACUGUGAACUCAGUAUGUUUAAUGGGACAAAAGUACUUUCAGACAGUGCCUUGGGCAUUGAUCUAGAUUGUACGGGUGAUAUAACAAAGGCAUUGCAUGAACUAAAAACUGCCGAAGAGUUCAAGACAAAAGAGGAAGAUCACUCAGAGAAUAUAGAGUUUGGUGUAUCCUUUCCUGAUACGGAAUCUGUAUCUAUGGAAACAUCUAUGGCACCGAAAGCAAUGGAAACAUCUCAUGUGGAGGGAAGUACUGCUACUGAGGACAGCUGGGAGUCUCUGUUUAAUGAUGAUGGUGACUGCUUGGAUCCACGUCUUCUACAAGAGUUAUCAGGGAAUAUGAAGAAUAGAGAAAGCAUCCAGGAACCUAGAUUUGAUUAUUACAACCAUGAAGUUUCUGAUAUUGACCUCAGUGAUUGUGAAUUUCCACAUGUCAUAGAAAUUUAUGACUUCCCCCAAGAAUUUCGUACUGAAGACCUCCUGCGGGUUUUCUGCAGUUAUCAAAAGAAAGGAUUUGAUAUUAAAUGGGUGGAUGAUACACACGCCCUAGGAGUAUUCUCCAGUCCAAUUACAGCUCGUGAUGCUCUGGGUAGUAAACAUACCAUGGUGAAAAUCAGGCCAUUGUCACAGGCCACAAGAGCAGCCAAGGCCAAAGCUAGAGCUUAUGCCGAGUUCCUCCAGCCAGCAAAGGAGCGUCCUGAGACUUCAGCAGCCCUAGCCAGAAGGUUAGUCAUCAGUGCCCUUGGGGUUCGAAGUAAACAGAGCAAAACAGAAAGGGAAGCAGAGCUCAAGAAACUGCAGGAGGCCCGAGAGAGAAAGCGACUGGAAGCCAAGCAACGGGAAGAUGUCUGGGAAGGCAGAGACCAGUCUGCAGUUUGAACAUCACUUAAGGAAAUGGAUAGUUCCAUGAAUUCAGAAAUUAAUUCCAUAGUCUUCGGAUAGGAGGAUCCUUCUAGAGUUCUGUGUACAUGCAGAAGUGCGUGUUCAUGAAAGAACGAGAUAAAGCCAUUGAGGCGAGCACUGACUGGGUCUAGAAAGAAGGUGGACUCCUGUCCGUCUUUGCUUCUAAUUGCAGUCAUUUGGAAUUGCCAUACUGUGUUGGGCAUAGAAAGGAGCCAUCAGCUAGGAAGCUGACUUGUGGCAAUUUGGAUAUGACUUCCAAGAGUCCUCUGGGCGUGGCAAGCCCCACUGUUACCAUGGCUCAUGUGUCUAAGAUGUCUGAAGCAGAUACAAAACAGAGGAUUCAAACCUGCCAUGAUGGGCCAUUCCGGCCCUGAAAAGGUAGGGUGUUCUUUCGGGCCUCACAGAGCCAAGGGGUGGCGGAGGGAACAGUGUUUGAAGUACUUGGUACUCACCGAAUCCACACUGUCAAUUCCAGAACUCUGGAGCUGGUGAGCUGCAGCAGAUGUAGGUGUUUGAGCUCCAGAGUUUGUACUGGGCCGGGCGCCUGGGGCUGCUCCAGCUGCACAGCAGCCAAGGGCAUGCCUGCUUCAGCCCUCUAGAAAGCCAGCCUUGGGAGCCGUGUGCUAGUCCCCGCUGAAAGUACUACCGUGUUGUGAGAGGGAGACAUUAAAGCUCAGUCUAUGACCUACA
Messenger RNA from Herpailurus yagouaroundi (jaguarundi), 4360 nucleotides. It is a transcript of the gene R3HCC1L, whose product is annotated as R3H domain and coiled-coil containing 1 like. The transcript has 9 exons. NCBI's taxonomy places the organism in Eukaryota, Metazoa, Chordata, Mammalia, Carnivora, Felidae. The record is from RefSeq and is a predicted model, not a curated record. The coding region runs from base 1286 to 3646 and encodes 786 amino acids.